AUGUUCAUUCUGCAACUACGACAUAAGAGGAAUAAGUCUUUAAUUGUGUUCAAAGGCAACAAUUCCAUUUUCAGCAAGACGUUACUGUAUCCGGAAAUUCGCAUGGCGGCAUCCGCCUCCGCGGCGGCCACUCCGGAAGGUCGCCGCAAGCAUAACGCCGGAGAUGCGGAAGAUCAGCGACGAUUAGUAAACGUAAAAACUCCUGUCGAUGUGGAUGGAACGCAAGUGCUGAUCUCUGUUGGCAGGUAG
Molecule: messenger RNA, 249 nt
Organism: Strongylus vulgaris
Lineage: Eukaryota; Metazoa; Nematoda; Chromadorea; Rhabditida; Strongylidae
Source: the annotation of a GenBank genome assembly